ACGCGCAGUGAAUUCCUGGUGCUGGUCUCGGAAGCAUCACCCCUCCAUCCCCGUAACCGAUCUGAGACUGACAUGGUCACCUGGGGAAGCAUCUUCAUAGCGUCGACAUUCUCCGGGAGGAUCCACUCUGUAGAAUGUGUAAUGAGCAGGAGGAAAACUGCUGAACACUUACUCUUUGAUUGUCCUGCAAUAGUAAGGGAGCGGUAUGCCAUCUUUAGUAGUCUGGACAGGAGUGGUGAAUUUCCCCAGGAGGACCUGAUCGUGACCCCGUGUGCUGUGACAGAUCACACAACAGCCAGAGUACAACAACAGGCUGUGGCCACACUGCUGGACGUGGCAGCUUCUGGCUCAGGAGGUCCAGGCUGUGCCAGAGCCAGUGUGGAAGAGAUAGACUGCCUGCUGGGAGCCUUGCAGAACCCCUCCCAGGUCGUACGAGACAGCGGCUUGAGGGGGCUCACAGUAAUGGUACCAGCUCUACCCAAACAGUCUGAGAACCCGGAACUUUACUUGAGGCUGACCAGGAGGGUAUGGGUGGCCAAGUUCGAUGUCGCCGAAGAAAAUCGGGAGCUAGCAGACAAGCUGUGGCAGCAGGCCAGGCUGCAGUACGACACCCAGACUCUGUGCGACUGUCUGCUGGGAGACGUUAUACACACCCGGUCCCUGUGAUCCAGGAGGCAGGGGGCUCAGGCUCUGGCCACACUACUCAAGCAGUCCGGACCUCACCUCACCGACGUAGUGCUCAAGAAACUGCUCAACAUUUACCACGAGAAACUGGCGCUAGUGCCUGCCAAGCUGGACAGUCUCGGCCGUGUGAUCGAGCAGCCGAUAGACACGUGGGAGCCACGCAGCGGUGUGGCACUGGCCCUGGCACAGUUGGCUCCCCUGCUGUCCCCACCGCUCGUCUCGGAACUGGCCACCUUCUUCGUCUCCACAGGACUCGGGGACAAGAGCGGCGAGGUGCGCAAGAACAUGCUGGCCGCUGCACUGGCUGCGGUCGACCUUCACGGCAAGGAAACGGUGAACAGCCUAUUGCCCGUGUUCGAGGAUUUCCUGGACCGAGCCCCGGACUCUGGAAGUUUCGAUGCUGUGAGACAGUCUGUUGUGAUCCUGAUGGGCUGCCUCGCCCGCCAUCUCGACCGAGACGACCGCAAAAUCAAACCGAUCGUUGGGAAACUUAUAGACGCGCUCUCUACACCUUCACAGCAGGUCCAGGAGGCUGUGGCCAACUGUCUGCUGCCCCCACUGGUGCCGGCGAUGAAGGAGGAUGCACCCGCACUGGUACAGAAGCUGCUACACCAGCUGCUGGAGUCGGAGAACUACGGAGAGCGCAAGGGUGCAGCGUAUGGGCUAGCUGGCCUCGUCAAGGGCAUGGGCAUCCUGGUUCUGAAGCAAUUGGAUAUCAUGAGUACACUCACCACCGCCAUACAGGACAAGAAGAACUACAGGCACAGGGAAGGGGCACUGUUCGCAUUUGAGAUGCUGUGUCACGUGCUGGGCCGACUGUUUGAGCCGUACAUCGUGCACGUCUUGCCGCACUUGCUGCUAUGUUUUGGUGAUGGCAGCCAGUAUGUUCGCGACGCCACAGAAGACUGCGCACGUGUCGUCAUGGGCAAGCUGUCGGCUCAUGGAGUCAAGCUGGUGCUGCCCUCACUGCUGGCUGCACUGGAGGAGGACUCGUGGCGGACCAAAACUGGUUCUGUGGAGCUGCUAGGAGCAAUGGCGUUCUGCGCACCCAAGCAGCUGUCGUCCUGCCUGCCCAACAUCGUGCCCAAGCUAAUAGAAGUGCUCAGCGACUCCCACAUCAAGGUGCAGAAGGCAGGAGCUCAGGCACUCAAGCAGAUCGGCUCAGUCAUCCGUAAUCCUGAGAUCCAAGCGAUCGUGCCCGUGCUGCUAGAAGCCCUACAAGAUCCAAGCCACAAGACCGCUACCUGCCUACAAACGCUGCUGGAUACACAGUUCGUGCACUUCAUCGACGCACCGUCACUCGCGCUCAUCAUGCCUGUGGUGCAGCGUGCAUUCAUGGACCGGUCCACCGAGACACGUAAGAUGGCGGCCCAGAUCAUCGGCAACAUGUACUCACUUACAGACCAGAAGGACCUGACGCCGUACCUGCCCACUAUCAUUCCCGGGCUCAAGUCCUCCCUACUAGACCCUGUGCCUGAGGUGCGCAGCGUGUCAGCGCGUGCCCUGGGCGCAAUGGUGAGGGGCAUGGGAGAGUCCAGUUUUGAGGAUCUGCUGCCGUGGCUCAUGCAGACACUCACCUCCGAGUCCUCAUCUGUAGACAGAUCGGGAGCGGCACAGGGCAUCAGUGAGGUGGUAGGAGGCCUGGGAGUGGAGAAACUACGUAAACUGAUGCCAGAAAUCAUCAGCACAGCGGAGAGGACUGACAUAGCACCUCACGUGAAGGAUGGUUACAUCAUGAUGUUCAUAUACAUGCCUGUCGUCUUCACCAACGAGUUCACCCCGUACAUCGGACAGAUCAUCACACCCAUACUUAAGGCGCUGGCGGAUGAGAACGAGUACGUGAGAGACACGGCCCUGAAGGCUGGACAGAGGAUAGUGAACCUGUACGCAGACUCUGCCAUCAUGCUGCUGUUGCCUGAACUAGAGCGUGGACUGUUUGAUGACAACUGGAGGAUCAGAUACAGCUCUGUACAACUGCUGGGAGACCUACUGUACCGUAUUUCUGGUGUCUCUGGCAAGAUGAGUACAGAGACGGCCAACGAGGAUGACAACUUUGGUACAGAGCAGUCUCACAAGGCGAUCAUCGAGGCGCUGGGAGGAGAGAGGCGCAACCGCGUGCUGGCCGGACUGUACAUGGGUCGCAGUGAUGUGUCACUGAUGGUGCGACAGGCGGCGCUACACGUGUGGAAGGUUGUGGUAACCAACACACCUCGCACAUUGAGAGAGAUCCUGCCGACACUCUUCGGCCUGUUGUUGGGUUGUCUCGCGUCUACCAGCUACGACAAGCGACAGGUGGCAGCCAGGACUCUAGGUGACCUGGUGAGGAAGCUGGGAGAGCGAGUGCUGCCGGAGAUUAUACCCAUACUGGAGCGUGGCUUGGAGUCCGACCAGCCUGACCAGCGACAGGGUGUGUGUAUCGGUCUGUCCGAGAUCAUGGCAUCCACCAGUCGAGACAUGGUGCUCACCUUCGUCCACAGUCUUGUGCCCACUGUCAGGCGUGCGCUGUGUGAUCCGUUACCGGAGGUGCGACAAGCUGCAGCCAAGACGUUCGACAGCCUGCACUCGACUGUGGGCAACCGAGCUCUAGAUGACAUCCUACCUUCUAUGCUGAACCAGCUGACCAACCCAGAGCCAGGAAUAGCCGAGUGCGCGCUGGACGGUCUGCGCCAAGUGAUGGCUAUCAAGUCACGGGUGGUGCUUCCGUACCUGGUGCCUCAGCUGACUGCCACUCCUGUCAACACCAAGGCACUGUCCAUCCUGGCGGCUGUGGCAGGCGAGGCUCUCACCAAGUACCUGCACAAGAUACUGCCAGCCCUGCUCUCCGUACUGGCCUCCAACCCUGCCAGCACUCAGGAGUUGGAGUACUGUCAGGCUGUUGUAUUGUCAGUAACGGACGAGGUGGGCGUGCGAGCCAUCAUGGAUCAGCUGAUGGAGGUGACGCGCAGUGAGGACGUGUGUAUGCGCCGUGCAGCCGCAACACUCCUUUGUGCAUUCUGCUCCCACACGCGUGCGGACUACAGCCAGUACGUGCCACAGCUGCUGCGCGGGCUGAUACACCUGUUCACAGACCAAGACCGUGAGGUGCUGCAGAUCUCUUGGGAAGCUUUGAGCGCCGUUACUAAGACACUAGACACAGAGCAGCAGAUAAACCAUGUUAACGACAUCAGACAGGCUGUUCGCUUUGCUGUAAGCGAUCUGAAGGGCAGUGACCUGCUACCAGGAUUCUGUUUGCCCAAGGGAAUAACUCCGAUCCUGCCACUGUUUCGAGAAGCGAUACUGAACGGAGUGCCGGAGGUGAAGGAGCAGGCCGCCCAGGGACUGGGGGAGGUCAUCAAGCUGACAUCUGCCGAGGCUCUGCAGCCUUCAGUAGUCCACAUCACUGGGCCUCUCAUCAGGAUUCUGGGAGACAGGUUCAACUGGAGUGUGAAGGCCGCAGUCCUGGAGACUCUGGCUCUGCUCCUGGCCAAGGUGGGAGUUAUGCUGAAACAGUUCCUGCCGCAACUACAGACCACGUUCCUCAAGGCUCUCAACGACGCAAAUCGCCAAGUCAGACUGAAGGCUGCGGCUGCAUUGGGCCACCUUAUCGUCAUACACACUCGGGCGGACCCCCUCUUCUCCGAGCUGCACACCGGCGUCAAGUCUGCAGAGGACCCGGCCAUCAGAGAGACAAUGCUGCAAGCGCUGCGAGGAGUGA
This is a messenger RNA of Homalodisca vitripennis (glassy-winged sharpshooter), 4378 nucleotides long. RefSeq names its product eIF-2-alpha kinase activator GCN1-like. Gene Ontology annotation, molecular function: protein binding; protein kinase regulator activity. Gene Ontology annotation, cellular component: cytosol. Gene Ontology annotation, biological process: regulation of translation; cellular response to amino acid starvation. Lineage: Eukaryota; Metazoa; Arthropoda; Insecta; Hemiptera; Cicadellidae. The record is from RefSeq and is a predicted model, not a curated record.